Dermatophagoides farinae (American house dust mite) is the source of this 1565-nucleotide messenger RNA. The record is from RefSeq and is a predicted model, not a curated record. Lineage: Eukaryota; Metazoa; Arthropoda; Arachnida; Sarcoptiformes; Pyroglyphidae.
AUGUUGUUCAAAAUCAAAACAUUUCUCUAUGAUGCAAUCAAACAUAUUGUUGAUGAUAAUGGCACCGUACAAUAUCGUCUAUUGCAUAAUAUUGAUGUUUCGCUUUAUGUUUAUUGGUUGAUACGAGGAUUAAUGUUCUCAUUAAUCUUUAUAGAUCCAGAACGUUUUCCAUUAUAUCGAUAUGAUUAUAUAUCAUUAUAUAUAUGGAAUCAUCAAAAAAUUCUUAAUAAAUUUUUUGUCUUGAUUGUCAUAUUAUUCAUAUUUACUGGAUUUCUUGGUAUACGAACAUUUUUCUUUAACAAUGUGGAUGAACUUAGCUUUCGAUUAUUGUAUGAUUGUAUCGUAUAUAAUACGGAUCAAUAUUAUAAAAGUCGAGAUACGGAUGAAAAUAUUGCCAUGAAAUUGUCACAACGUUUCGAGGAUUAUCAACAACGAUUUGCUCGUAAUCAUCGUUUAUUAUCGAAAAUAAUUCCACCAUUCUUGGUGAAUCGUUUGUUCAGAAUUCGUGUUUGCAUCGAUUCAUGGUUGCAAAUGGAUCGUGUCGACAAGGAUUUGUUUGAAAAUCAAAACAAAAUGCGUUUGUUUCCUAAUGCACCACUAAAAGGACGUAAUUAUAUAUUAUUAUUCGUAUUGAUUAUGGAUUUCUGCAAUUAUUGUUUGCACAUUUUCAUCAUGUUGACUAUUUUAAUUAGCGGAGUCAUAGUUAUUUAUUUUCAAAUUUCACAAUUUGAUAUUGUACAAAAUUCAUUUGUAUUGAAAUUAUGUUUAAUGAUUGAAGUGAUAUUAUUCACACAUAAUACAUUUGUAAUGCUUCAAUGUGCAAUGCUACUAUCCGGUACAAUGUUGGCAUCAUUUAAUGCAUAUUACAAUCAAUUGGCUUAUAUGAAUCAAAAUUUUAAGAAAAUUAUAAAAAAUUCAAAAACAAAUCAAAGACAAAUCAAUAUGUUGAAAGAACUCCGAUUCAUUAAUAAUGAACAUAAUACAUUGUCAUAUUAUAUAAUAUAUUCUGAUAAAAGUACAUGGAGCCAGGCGCUUUACUAUUAUGCAUUGGUUAGCCUUCCGAUUAAUGUAUUAUUUAUGUGCGAAUUAAUCUUUGAAGAUAUGCCGGCGCAAACACAAUUUGUAUUCAUAUUGAUUUCAUUGAUACAUGCCAUUUCUGGUCUUUUACCAUUCAUGACCACAGCACAUGUUUCCAGUGCUUUUCAUAAAAUCAAAGAUUAUAUACCAGCUAUGCAGCUCCAAUUGAAUCGUUCGACACAUCUUCGUAUGAAAUUGAAAUAUGAUGAUCUCUAUGAACGUUUGAUGUCUGGUAAAAAAAUUGCCUUCACAUUUGGCUACCUAGGUAAUCUGACGUAUCGCGGCUUAUUCGAAGCAUUUCUUGGCUAUAUUGCAGCUUUCUUUAUGAUCAUGGGUUUCUAUUUGCGAGAACAUUCAACAUGAAUAAUUAUGAUUUGAUCAACUAAUGAUGAUGAUGAUUCUGUAUAAUUCUAUUACUUUUAACCUUUAAUUUUGAAUCAUUUGUUAUUUCCAUAUUACGUUUGUCUUUAUUUAUGUGUGUAGUAGUG